Girardinichthys multiradiatus is the source of this 2689-nucleotide messenger RNA. RefSeq lists its product as uncharacterized. The record is from RefSeq and is a predicted model, not a curated record. The transcript has 8 exons. The coding region runs from base 540 to 1973 and encodes 477 amino acids. NCBI's taxonomy places the organism in Eukaryota, Metazoa, Chordata, Actinopteri, Cyprinodontiformes, Goodeidae.
CCCCCUCUCAGGAUAUUUGAAUUUCAUCUCUACUUUUGCACAUAACGAUUAUAAUUAGUUCUCGACAAGCGUGGAAAUGCGUUGCUGGAAUGUCCUUUUUUUUCAACGAACUGCAUCUGAUGUCGAUCAUAGCUCUUAUUCAAGUGAAAGGUUUCCAACGACUGUUUUGCUUUGAGCGUGUUGCAUGGAGUUUGCAGUUUGCAGCAUACAUGACAUUGCUUAACAUGAAGAGAUUUUACUUAGGGCGCUCCUGGUCAAAUCCAAUAUGCCAACGCAUGCAAACUCAGUUCAACACUACAUUGCUAGUGUUCACUUUGACAUACAGUACAAGUAUUUUUGAACUCAAUGGAAUUAACUUGAGAGAAUUACCAUCUGUUGCUGUUAUGAUUCCAGAAUUGCAUAUCGUUUCCAUGGCAGCAAGAACGCGCCAGGUGUACCGUUUCCUUUUCAACAUACCAGCUCAGAAUAGAAACAAACAACUUAAGGUUUAACAAAAGUAAGAUUCCCAGAAAAAAAAAAAAAAAAAAAAAAAAAAAACGAUGAUAGAAGAUCCUUGGAAGCCACUUAUUCCCAAUUCACGCUUCAGCGCACUCGCUCCGUUUCCGCGCCGCACAUGGAUUCAUCCAAACGCGCCCAGAGAUGAUUUUGAUAUGGUCUGCGAAAUUAUUUGGAGCAAAACCGCCCAUCUAGAGGGCAAAGGUGAAAGUUCAUCACAGAGGCCACUGGAUAUGGUCGGUAUCCUCUCUAACUGCCAGCUGAAUUAUGGGGGUGAUGAGGGAGAAAAAAAGACAAAGUAUUUGGUUUCGAGAAACCAGCACGAGAUGGGCAAGAGACAACACCACAUUGAGUUCAAUCUUUCUUGCCCCUAUAUCUCAGGCUGCAGACGUCUCCAUGUUGCGAAACCUGCACAGGUAAAAUGUGUAAAAGAAAAUCUCAAGAGUGGAAGAAAACCGGUCAAGAAGUUGUGGGUUCCUCAAACUAGUGCUGAACAUAAAAGGAAUACUGAAGAACCUGCCUCACCUUUUCCUGCUGAACUACACCAGGAUUCAUGUCAAAGCGAAUAUGAGAAAGAUACAAAAAGCCUCUUUGACACUAAUUCUAGCAAUGGUGAUAAUUCUGUCACUCUACUCGGGGUACAAAUUUAUUCUUCUGAUAGCAACGAGACCUUUGCAGAGAUUGACAUAAAUUAUGUGGGAAAAAAAGAAAUCCCACAAUUUUCAGAAAGGAGCAGUUCUGACAGGGAGCGGGGUUUCCUAUUUAACACAGAGACAGACUUUCCUCAGCUCCCUACCAACAAGGCUGGCAUUCCAUCUUGUCCCACUAAGCUUUCAACCUCGAGGAAGGUGCACAGCCAGUGGGAGACUCCCUUCUCAUUCCACCCACACCAUGCCCUCACUGCCACUUUGGCGAGUGGGAUGAGUGCCCUGGUGCAGGCUCCAAUCCAAGGCAAGGAGCUCCAUACAAACUCCACAACUGACACAUUUCUGGUAGAGCCGAGGGCCUAUGACCUAUUGGCUGACUUUCCGGCUCUCCAGCCCUCAGAGAACCCUUUAUCACUGGGUGAAGUGUGUCAUGGGAAUCCCAGGACCAGAACUGCAGAGGCAAAAAGAGGUCUUACCCUCUCACCAAAUCAUCACCAAGACAGUGUGGUUUCCCACAAGAGGAGAGUGGAAACUGUGCCCCAUGAGGUCUUCUCCAUCUGUUCAGGAGAUCAAAAAUCAGCACUGGACCUUGAAACAUUUGGCUUGGUCAGCGAGUUCAAAUCCCCAAGAGUUAGCUGUGAGAAAAUGAAGGCCAACAACCUGCUGCCUCCUACAGUUGCAGGUACAGAUGGUGUGGGUGUUAAUGCCAGGUCCUGGGCUAGCGCUGCCAAGGCAGGCAUGAGGCAAGCAGCUGUCCCCCAGGAGAAAGUCAGACCUUGCACCUUUCAACACACAGUUACUAUUAACAGAGCCAAAGGUAUUUUAGGUUGAUUAAACCUGACAUUUUUGGUCCUUCAAGCCAGAGACCAAUACGCCCGAGGAUUCCAGCGGGUUGGUGGAAUCCAGUAAAGACCGUGCGCACGGCAGACUCCAUCAGGGAGACUCUCAGACGCUUUCCGGGACUGGAACUCGGCCCACCCGCUGGUGCCUGACGGCUGACGGAACUCCAAGAGAGAGGGGAAAGAAAAAGUGGGUUUGUGUAGCAGAGGACCCCCGGAAUGCAGACGAGCAGGCAGCAUGACGGCUGAAGGUUACCUCUGCACUCCUGGAUUGCCUCUGUGGUUUCCCCACUGACUGGUGGCUUUCAGAGAACUCCUCUGCAGCCGUCGUCUGCCUAAGGCUCCUGGACUCCGAUUCUCCCUGCCUGCCCGCUCUCCAUCCCCCACUGAAGCUCCACCUUGGAUCCUCUCUUCCCUCUACGGAAACUGAGCUUCUCUCAAGAUCGCAACCUCCCCUCCUCCCUUUCCCCCCAGACUAAAACUGAACUUCGAACCCAGAGAUACCCCCCAUUCCCCUCCGAGUGCCUCAUCUCCUGUGAAUAAUAAUCUUUAAACAACGUAUCUGGUGUUCUGUGUGUGAUUCUGCAUGUGGGUCAGGAAACUAUCCCAGAACAUGACAGACAGGAAAGCGUGCUGUACAACUAAUGCAGAUGUCAGUUGAUCUUCAUAAGUCAGGAAAUGGUAAAAAUAAAAUAACUACUUGGCUGA